Molecule: messenger RNA, 2358 nt
Organism: Rangifer tarandus platyrhynchus (Svalbard reindeer)
Lineage: Eukaryota; Metazoa; Chordata; Mammalia; Artiodactyla; Cervidae
Source: the annotation of a GenBank genome assembly
AUGGCUGAGCAACUCCUUCCUCUGGCCUUGUAUUUGAGCAAUAUGCGGAAAGCUGUGAAGAUACGAGAGAGGACGCCAGCAGAUAUUUUUAAACCUACCAAUGGAAUCAUUCACCAUUUUAAAUCCAUGCACCGAUACACUCUGGAAAUGUUCAGAACUUGCCAGUUUUGUCCACAGUUUCGGGAGAUCAUCCACAAUGCUCUCAUUGACAGAAACAUCCAGGCUUCCCUGGAAAGCCAGAAGAAGCUCAACUGGUGUCGAGAAGUCAGGAGGCUUGUGGCACUGAAGACAAAUGGUGACGGAAACUGCCUCAUGCACGCGGCUUCCCAGUACAUGUGGGGUGUUCAGGACACAGACUUGGUCCUGAGGAAGGCACUCUUCAGCACCCUCAAGGAGACGGACACACGCAACUUUAAAUUCCGCUGGCAGCUGGAGUCUCUUAAGUCUCAGGAAUUCGUGGAAACUGGGCUUUGCUACGACACCCGGAAUUGGACCGAUGAGUGGGACAGCCUCGUCAAGAUGGCAUCCGCAGACACACCCGCGGCCCGAGGUGGACUGCAGUAUCAUUCACUGGAAGAAAUACACAUAUUUGUCCUUUGCAACAUCCUCAGAAGGCCAAUCAUUGUCAUUUCAGACAAAAUGCUGAGAAGUUUGGAAUCAGGUUCCAAUUUUGCUCCUCUGAAGGUGGGUGGGAUUUACCUGCCUCUGCACUGGCCUGCCCAGGAAUGCUACAGAUACCCCAUUGUGCUCGGCUAUGACAGCCAACACUUUGUACCCCUGGUGACCAUGAAGGACAGUGGACCUGAAAUCCGAGCUGUUCCCCUUGUUAACAGAGAGCGAGGACGAUUUGAAGACUUAAAAGUUCACUUUUUGACAGAUCCUGAAAACGAGAUGAAGGAAAAGCUCCUGAAAGAGUACUUGAUGGUGGUAGAAAUCCCUGUUCAAGGCUGGGACCACGGCACCACCCAUUUAAUUAAUGCUGCAAAGUUGGAUGAAGCUAACUUACCCAAAGAAAUAAACCUGGUAGAUGAUUACUUUGAACUUGUCCAGCACGAAUACAAGAAGUGGCAGGAAAACAGUGAGCAGGGACGGAGAAACACGCACCCCCAGAAUCCUCUGGACCCUUCCAUCCCCCAGCUUUCUCUCAUGGACAUCAAAUGUGAGACACCCAAAUGCCCGUUCUUCAUGUCCGUGAACACCCAGCCUUUGUGCCACGAGUGCUCAGAAAGGCGGCAGAAGAACCAAACGAAAGUCCCAAAGCCCGCCUCCAAGCCGGGUCCCGAGCUGCUCCCCGGCCUGGUGCUUGGGACCGCCCGGGGGGAGGUCUGGAGCCCCGCGGAGCCCGCCGGAGGCCCCCACUCAGCCCCUCCGACGGCACCCAGCCUCUUCCUGUUCAGCGAGACCACGGCCAUGAAGUGCAGGAGCCCCGGCUGCCCCUUUACCCUCAACGUGCAGCACAACGGCUUCUGCGAGCGAUGCCACAACGCUCGGCAGCUGCCACCAGGCCGCCCCGCCGACCCCACGCGGCUUCCCGACCCGGGCAAGUGCCGAGCCUGCCUCCAGGAUGUCACCAGGACGUUUAAUGGCAUCUGCAGUACUUGCCUUAAGAGGACUACAGCCGAGGCCGCCCCAAACCUCAGCUCCAGUGGCUCCCUGUCCUUCCACCAGCGCUCCAAGUCCGACCCCUCGCAGCUGGCCCAGAGCCUGUCCCCACAUGCCUGCCGCAGAGCCGGGCCCGAGGCACCCGCCGGUCACCACUCCCCGGCCACACGGACUCCAGGGGAAAGGAUGGGGACCAGUAAGUGCAGGAAAGUGGGCUGCAUGUACUUUGGGACCCCAGAGAACAAAGGCUUUUGCACACUGUGUUUCAUCGAGUACAGAGAAAAUAAACAUUUAGUCGCUGCCUCUGGGAAAGCCAGUCCCACAGCCUCCAGGUUCCAGAACGCAGUCCCCUGCCUGGGCAGGGAAUGUGGCGCCCUCGGUAGCACCGUGUUUGAAGGAUACUGUCAGAAGUGUUUCAUUGAAGCUCAGAAUCAGAGAUUCCAUGAAGCAAAAAGGACUGAAGAGCAGCUGAGGUCAAGCCAGCGCAGAGACUUGCCCCGAGCCUCACAGAGCGCCUCCAGGUCCAAGUGCGCACAGGCCACCUGCCGGAAUGUGCUGGCCUGCUGCAGCCAGGAGCUCUGCAUGGAGUGCCAGCACCUCGGCCAGCGAGCGGGCACCAGCACCCGCCGGCCAGAGCACAGCCCCGAGGAGCCCCCCACGCCACGCUGCCGGGCCCCCGCCUGCGACCACUUCGGCAACGCCAAGUGCAACGGCUACUGCAAUGAGUGCUUUCAGUUCAAGCAGAUGUACGGCUAA